Messenger RNA from Sphaerulina musiva SO2202, 1810 nucleotides. RefSeq names its product alpha/beta-hydrolase. Lineage: Eukaryota; Fungi; Ascomycota; Dothideomycetes; Mycosphaerellales; Mycosphaerellaceae. The record is from RefSeq and is a predicted model, not a curated record. The transcript is spliced from 4 exons. The coding region runs from base 290 to 1810 and encodes 506 amino acids.
GCGUUGUUCAGUCGCUCUUUUGCUACCCUUCAUUGAAGCAGUGACGGCCCAAGCGGACAACCCCUUGAGCUUUGUCAGUGCUUCCACUUUGUGGUCAGGGGGCUCUUCACCAAUUGUGAACACAACUUACGCAAGCUUCCAAGGUAAAGAAGACGAUCGCACCAAGACGUCGAACUAUAUUGGCAUCAGAUAUGCCACUGCACGUCGAUUCGACCACGCCGAGCUCUUCAACACGACGCUCGAAGGAGUCCAGGAUGUGAGCGAGUAUGGUCAGUCGUGCCCACAGCAUAUGGUGAUCCCUUCCGCCCUGGCACCAGAUAUUGGGCUCGCCGGAGAGGUGGUCAGCUUACUGCAGGCAUUACCUCUCACACAGGCUGUUCUGCAGCAAUCGGAAGACUGCCUAUUCAUCAACAUUGCGCGACCUCAGGAUCAGACUCUGCGAGACCUCCCAGUUGUCCUUUGGAUUCAUGGCGGUGGCUUCGAAACGGGAUCGGGUGCUUCAUUGCUCGGAGAAGCCGCCGUGCCGGGGGUAUUCUAUCAAGGCAAUCGACUUGUGCAGGAGAGUAUUGAGAUGGGUCAGCCGAUCAUUUUCACUUCAAUCAAUUACCGUCUCGCACACUUUGGCUUUUCCGCCUCGCAAGAGAUGGCCGAUGAGGGACUCCUCAAUCUUGGCAUCGAGGAUCAGAGAGUUGCGAUGCGCUGGAUUCAGCAAAACAUCCGCGCGUUUGGGGGAGAUCCUACGAAAGUGACCAUUAUGGGGGAAAGUGCAGGCAGCUGGUCUGUCUCUACACAUCUGGUGGCCAACAAUGGAGAUCACGAAGGUCUCUUCCGCGGUGCAGUUGGAAUAUCCGGCGGUCCCUUAAAAGUCGAUCCGCCAUCGCGACAGCAGCCAAUGUUUGACGACAUGGCACAGUACGUCGGAUGUGGCGAUGCUGCCGACAAGAUUGCCUGCCUUCGAGAGGCGCCGUACGAGCUCUUGUACGCUCACAUGAACACCGUGAAUAACUUCCUACUCGGCUUCCGAAGCCUUGCAUCCGCCUGGACGGUUCGGCCGGACGGCCAUUUCAUCGCUGACAGUCCCGACCAGCUUGUGGCAGCGGGGAAGAUCGCCAAUGUGCCCAUCAUGUACGGCGACAUGCGGGACGAAGGCACACUGUUUUCGCUCACAAAUCAGCUCAACAUCACGACAACCGAGCUGGUCAAGGACUACUUCAAGACGUAUUGGUGGCCUAAUAUGACCGAGGCACAACUGGAUCGUCUGAUGGAAGAGUACCCCGAAGAUCCCACCCAAGGAUCCCCUUUUGGCACGGGCCUGCUCUACGCGAUUCCGUCACAGUACAAGCGUCUCGCUGCCAUCAAUGGCGAUUACAGCUUCGAGUCGCAACGCCGACAAUUGCUCGCAAAGCACACGGCACCCAAAUGGAACUAUCAAGUUGAGGCUUCUCUUCCACUGUCUGAUCUGGGAAGCACGGUACUGGGUGAUCUGGUCGGAGGAGGAGGUCUCGGAUUAACAGACAUUCCCGUCCUGGGAUCCUUUCACGCGUUUGAUGUCUUUUUCAAUUGGUUCGGGACCCUCCCUCCCGAGCUGAGUCUGAACAGUCGCCACAUGAUGGGAGUGUUGGUGUCCUUCAUCCACAACCUCGAUCCCAAUCAACACGGCCAGGAAGACCUACCGGAAUGGCCGCAAUGGGACGCCGAGCAUCUGGCGACGAUCCGAUUCUCGGAGACGGAAGUGGAUAUCAUCAGGGACGAUUAUCGUAAUGCGUCUAUUGCGUUCUUGAACGAGAUGAGAGACUCGAUGCGUCUGUAG